Messenger RNA from Dioscorea cayenensis subsp. rotundata (Guinea yam), 998 nucleotides. Its product is annotated as ras-related protein RABE1c-like. Gene Ontology annotation, cellular component: plasma membrane. Gene Ontology annotation, biological process: regulation of exocytosis; protein secretion. The transcript is spliced from 9 exons. Lineage: Eukaryota; Viridiplantae; Streptophyta; Magnoliopsida; Dioscoreales; Dioscoreaceae. The record is from RefSeq and is a predicted model, not a curated record. The coding region runs from base 202 to 852 and encodes 216 amino acids. Gene Ontology annotation, molecular function: GTPase activity; GTP binding.
AAAACCAGCAUUUUUCCUUCCUUUCUCUCUUCCCCUUCUCAACUCACCCCCGGUACACUCACCGCCCUUUCCAUCAUCCCCUCCCUCAGAGAUCUGUUCAUCAUCUCGGCGUUCUAUAGGACGGAUCUGUGAUUUUGUUAUAUAAACUUUGGGAGGUUUUCCCGUCUCAUUGAUCGCUUCUUUCUUCUCUCAUCGUCUCCAAUGGCUGCUCCUCCGGCGAGGGCUCGGGCCGACUACGACUACCUCAUCAAGCUCCUCCUCAUCGGCGACAGUGGUGUUGGAAAAAGUUGUCUUCUCUUGCGUUUUUCAGAUGGGUCUUUCACCACCAGUUUCAUUACAACUAUUGGCAUUGACUUUAAAAUAAGAACUAUUGAGCUGGAUGGCAAACGAAUCAAACUACAAAUUUGGGAUACAGCUGGUCAGGAACGGUUUCGAACUAUUACAACUGCUUACUACAGAGGCGCCAUGGGUAUUUUGCUUGUUUAUGAUGUUACUGAUGAGUCAUCAUUUAACAAUAUAAGGAAUUGGAUUAGGAACAUUGAACAGCAUGCUUCUGAUAAUGUAAACAAGAUUUUGGUUGGCAACAAGGCUGACAUGGAUGAAAGCAAAAGGGCUGUAUCCACCGCUAAGGGACAAGCACUUGCAGAUGAAUAUGGGAUCAAAUUUUUUGAGACUAGUGCAAAAACCGACCUUAAUGUGGAGCAGGUUUUCUUUUCAAUAGCUCGAGAUAUCAAACAAAGACUUGCAGAAACAGAUUCUAAAGCUGAGGAUCGAACAAUCAAGAUCAACAGGCCUGAGGUGGCUGGUGAUGCCAAAGCUCCUGAGCGAUCAGCUUGCUGCGGUGCUACAUGAAGUCGUAAAUCAUAGUAUAGUUAUUUGUCUUGAACUCUAUUCGAAGCCAAUUGGCUCAUAUAGCUUAUGAUGUAUUGGAGAUGAUGAUAAUAAUACAGUGUGCUACUGCUUGUAUUUCUAAUCCUAUCAUUCUUUUCGAGUAUUUA